CGUACAGAGAGAUUAUAUUGUGGCAUGUAGAUCGAAACCCCACCCAGACAAGAAAUUUGAGAAUAAGUACAUGCCGCUCAAACUGUGCUGCUUUCUGAUGAUCAGCAUGGUUCAGUAGAGGGGCAGUGAGAGUGAGGCGGAGAGAUGCGGAUGGCGGAUGGCAAUGAAACCAACGAAGUCAGCAACGCUAGAUCAUGCGCUUGUAUUUGUAUUUCCUCUCAAUAUUCUCAAAAAGGCGCAACUAAACAUUAGUCAUAACGUAAUUGUCCACAUUCCCACUAAGCUCACCUCGAACGCUUCAAAUCUCUUUCUCCACUGUGAAGGCUAAUUCGAAAAUCCAGUUAUAUCUAGAGGACGGAAACCUUUCUCGAAGCAACACAUUGCGUUCGUUGGACCGAUGGCCUUCAUAUACAAAUACUACAUAUAAUCAAUUGCAAUUUAUGGCUACACCAGAGGUCGCCCUUUACAACUCCUAAGGGUCCUCGGUAAACGACUUCCAUAGCCAUGGGGGGAGCACCAUCGCUUGACUGCCGAACCUUGGAUGACUCGACAAUGCCUAUGCGGGGGAUAAGAGCCGAAACUCACUUGCUGUUAUUGGUAUUCUUAUUCCACAUAUCCUUGUCGUCUGCAUAAACAUUGUUUGCCUCUUUCUACUCACUGGCCUGGAAUAUCUUAUGUGUGUUCACCCACUAGUCCAAUGCAC
Molecule: messenger RNA, 703 nt
Organism: Aspergillus welwitschiae
Lineage: Eukaryota; Fungi; Ascomycota; Eurotiomycetes; Eurotiales; Aspergillaceae
Exons: 3
Coding region: 158-328 (56 amino acids)
Source: RefSeq, a predicted model, not a curated record